CCGAUAUCGACCGAGCAGCGAUGAGCCAAGUUUGACAGCUACGUAUUGACGUUCGAGUCUUUUCUCGACCGCUCUGUCACAUCUCGUCGAAAAUGAAUAUCCGUUCGCGCGAUUCUUCACUAUCCCUCGCCUCUCGCUGUCGCGGCUGCGGACUGCGGUAAUUCUGCUGCUGUCCGUCAAUAAUUUCGAAGUAACGCCCUAACGAUGGCCCCGACAUAACCUCUCAUCGACGACUGCCGAACGGGCGCGGAGGAAAGCGAAUUAAAUUAACGAGGGACUCGCGUAUCAUAUAGGGACGAUUGUACGUCCAAGUUUUCCGCCUCUUCCUUUCUCAUCGACGCCCGAAUGGAUACGCAAACGAACGUCAACCUGCCAACGCGGCCGCAAAUGACGCUGCGAAACGUGAACUCGGGCAAUGCGUUCUACAUGCCUUUAACGUCGUUCGCAGAGAUGUGGUAUCAGAUAUUUCUCUGGGCCCUGUUCUCCUCGAUAUUCGUGCACACUAUCGCCGGCGCGAUCUGCUUCGCCACCCUGCGACAGCACAAAUACGGCAAAUUCUUUCCGCUGCUUAUCAUAAUAAUGGGCGUACUGUUGCCGCUGACGUCGGGCGUCGUCAGCUCGGCGGCGGUCGCCUUCGUGUACAGAGCGUCCGGCUAUCAAAUGCCGCCCUUGUACGCAUUGUUUUGGGGUAUCGGGCAGACCGUGGUACCGGUGUCCGUCGGAUUCACGCGAAUCUUAGCGACUUUGUAACCUGUCGUUACAAAAACUACACUUGUGAUAUUUACGUGUACAUAUAAAAAUGGCGGUCAAGUUCUUUCUUUGUUUCUUUUUUUUUUUAAAUUAUACAUAUGUACAUACAUAGGUAAGUCUAUUGUAGGCAUCCAAUUGCAUUGACGUUUAUUAGUGAACCGAACUGUAAAUACGGCAAAGAUUGUAAUGUACUGAGAAGAUAAGUAUUGCG
This is a messenger RNA of Temnothorax curvispinosus, 961 nucleotides long. Its product is annotated as transmembrane protein 170B-like. The coding region runs from base 346 to 750 and encodes 134 amino acids. The record is from RefSeq and is a predicted model, not a curated record. The transcript has 3 exons. NCBI's taxonomy places the organism in Eukaryota, Metazoa, Arthropoda, Insecta, Hymenoptera, Formicidae.